CGACGACACCUCCGAACUCCCCACCGAAGUCACUCAUGAUGGCAAUGGAGCCUCCACCACGGCCUUCGAGCGCCCUUUUCGAUGUCUAUCUGCGACUGCGCCCGUCUAACUCCGCACAUCUCCGGUUCCUUACAGUCGAAGAACGAGAUGACAGCCAUCCCACACAUAUCACCGUUAGGCCACUUGUCAAUGACAACCGGAAGCGCGCAGUUGAGCGAUUCGCAUUUACGCAAGUUUUCGAGGAAGAUGCGCGCCAGAUGGAUAUUUUUAAGGGGACAGGUAUUGUGCCUAUGAUCGAGGGAGUACUGGGCGCACCUGGGCAUCACGGACAAGAUGGUUUAUUGGCAACUUUGGGUGUGACAGGAUCCGGAAAGAGCCAUACCAUCCUUGGGACCAAGUCACAGCGCGGUCUUGUCCAGAUGACGCUCGAUGUCCUCUUCCAGAACUGCGAAGAACAGCUUGUACAAUCGUUCUACGGCGCCCCAGCAUUUUCGUCUUUGGCGGCUGCAGACGUAUCUGAAGCUAACAUGUUCACUGCUUCUUCUUACCUGGACUCCAUGUACGGGGACAACCAGUCAGAGCGCUUCCCAUCGAGAGCAAACACACCUGCGCCUGACUGUAGUUUCGUCUCACAAGGCACCUCUCGAUCGAACAAGAUCCCUCGAUCUUCGACCCUACCACAAGCCCCGUCCGUCGCCGACAUUCAAAUACCCACCGACCCUACCGCCGAGUAUGCCAUCGUUGUCUCGAUGUACGAGGUCUACAACGAUCGAAUUUUCGAUCUCCUGACUGGAAAUGCCAUGAAGAGCAAGCACCCCAACGUCAAGCGCCGAGCACUUUUGUUCAAGAGCACAGAGCAGAGCCCCGAGCGCAAAGUGGUCGCUGGACUGACCAAGAUCGUCUGUGGCAGUUUUGAGGAAUCUAUGAUGGUGCUUGAGACUGGCUUAAUGGAGCGCAAAGUCGCUGGUACUGGAAGCAAUGCCGUCAGCUCUCGCAGUCACGGCUUCUUCUGCGUCGAAGUCAAGAAGCGUGACGCUCAGUAUAAGGGCUCAUGGUCUAGCAGCACACUGAGCAUCGUGGAUCUUGCAGGAUCUGAGCGUGCGCGUAACGCAAAGACAGCUGGUUCCACUCUGGCCGAAGCUGGCAAGAUCAACGAAUCGUUGAUGUACCUUGGGCAAUGUAUGCAGAUGCGGGCUGACCACCAAGAGGGCUCCAAGAAUGUUGUCCCCUUCCGCCAGUGCAAGCUCACUGAGCUCCUCUUCUCCAACUCCUUCCCAUCAUCGACACGAUCCACACAGCACAUCCCUCCUCAGAAGUCCAUCAUGAUCGUCACCGCCGAUGCGCAAGGCGACUACAACGCGACCUCUCAGAUACUCCGGUACUCCGCCCUCGCACGCGAAGUGACCGUCCCAAGAACACCCUCCUACACAUCCACCCUCCCCACCGGCCCUCGCCCAGGAACCGCCUGCUCCGGCCGCAGCACCCCCUCCGCGCUUCUCGACGAACUCGAGUCCUCCGCCGCCGAAAUCGCACGUCUCCAACAAGAACUCUCCAUCUUCGCCCUGCGCCUCUCGGAAGAAACCGCGCGCCGCAAAGCUGCAGAGCAAUCCUGGGCCGCCGCAGAAGACCACAUGUCCACCCUCGAGCAAGAAAUCCGGGACGAAUGCUACCUCGAGAUGGAAAACGCCGUCGACCAAGAACGCCGCAGGUGGCAAGCUACGCUCGACAACGAACAGGACAACCAACAAGCCCACCUCGACUCCAAGGUCGAUGUCGUCAUCAAGGCGACGAAGGCGCAGAUGCGCCUUGAAGAACCGGUGAAGGUGUAUGAAGACCCGGAUCCGGAGGUAAGAGAAAGGAAUGAGGAGUUGGAGCGCGAGAACGAGGUGCUUAGGGCGAAGAUUGAGCAGUUGGAGCGGGAGGCGAUGGGGAGGAGUGCGAGUCCGAUUAAGAAGAUGAGGAUUUUGAAGAGUAAGAAGUGGGAGGAUCCGGAGAGUAGGUUGUUUGGACUUGAUGAUUGAGCUGGCUCCUUAGCUUUCUUUUUGGGGUUUCGUUACGACUUAUGAUUGGCGUUUGGGUGGUUUGGAUAGGGUGCCGAAUCUCUCAGUCUCUUCUUCAGUCAUACUUCUGGGUCUCGGUAGGGGGUUGUCUAUAUCGAAUGCUUCG
This is a messenger RNA of Macroventuria anomochaeta, 2166 nucleotides long. Its product is annotated as kinesin. The transcript is spliced from 4 exons. Gene Ontology annotation, cellular component: nucleus; microtubule; kinesin complex. The coding region runs from base 36 to 2021 and encodes 661 amino acids. Gene Ontology annotation, molecular function: microtubule motor activity; microtubule binding; ATP hydrolysis activity. The record is from RefSeq and is a predicted model, not a curated record. Gene Ontology annotation, biological process: microtubule-based movement. NCBI's taxonomy places the organism in Eukaryota, Fungi, Ascomycota, Dothideomycetes, Pleosporales, Didymellaceae.